AUGAGUGUAACUAAUGUCACCGUCUCUGGAUUUCCAGGAUUUGUACUGUGUUCGCAGUGACCUGGGGAACCUGCUCAAAGCCCUGGGUCGCUUGGAAGAAGCCAAGGUAGGUGUUUGCUAGAACACAUUUAAGCAUCAGUGUUAUGAACACUUGUACCUUUUGCCAAGUCUUCAACUCUCCAUUGAGCUGUCUUCACAAAACAGUCCUAAGAAACUGAGGAAAACUGACGGCAUGAAUCGCCUCAGACUAGAGCAGGGCCAGGCUUUGGCAUAUCUGUUCUAAAUCUGGGGGUAACGCAAGAACCUGAACGUCUUGGAGCCUUUCUGCUGAGCUAGAUCAUCUCUAUAACAAUGGGCUCCGACGUGAUCUUAUGUGGGAAUAAAUAACAUUCCUUCAAAUCUGAGGCUUGCCUGCUGGUGACAAGCAGAGCGCCUGUGAUUUGGCUCAAGACGCCUUAUGAUGCAGGUGCCAUUGAAAGUGCUGCUCUUCUAAGUCCUUUGUGGCUUGUAAGUGGAGAAGAACUUCAUCCAAAUGUUACCCUGUAAUACUGGCAUUUAAAUUCUUAUUUAACCUUCCUCCCUUCAUCUUCCUCACCCUUUUUACAGUGGAAGAAAGGCUGUUAAAAUGAUUGCAAAUUAAACAAUUGGAAUGUCCUGCCCCUUCUUAUCCCCACUCCCUCCUCCAAGUUCCCUUUCCCUCUUUUCCGAUCCUAGUCAUCUGCCUUCUUUUCUUCUUUACUUCCUUCUUUUACUCCUCCCCACCCCACCUCCUUAAAAAAAAAAAGGACAAAGCUGGUUUGUUUGGGAAAUGGACUGAUCGAAAGAAAACUUGCCAAAGUGGAAAGGUGGCUUUUAGCAUUCUGUGUUUCCAAAUAAUGAAUUUGAACUCCAGGUUGGGUUAUUAAAGCAUUUGGUAUAAUUUUAAAUUAAAUUUAUAAAUGAAAUUGCCUUGUUACAAGCCACCUUACGCAACCGCGCUGCAGGGGUGAGGAGUGGGGAGAAACCAGAAUGCUUCUGAAACUCCCACCUGUUGCUCUGAGCCCCACGCGCAUGCUAAUGCGUGGAGUGUAUGCGCAGCGUAGCUGUCUGUUUGCUUCAUCCAGGGAGGAGGAAGGCUUUUUAGCACCGUCUCAUGUUCAAAGGCACUAGUUUUAAGUGCACAGCUUGUAAAUUCUGCCGACACUUUGGAUUAACCUUAUGUAGGUUUCCAGCUAAUGAAUUGUAGUAAUUGAUUUCAAUCUUAGCUGAUAAAUCCAAUUGGUAAUUUAUAGAACAAAUAUUCGCUAAGCUCCUAUUACUUGUCACCCCACCAAGCGGACAGCUAACAUGAAUUGCACUUCACUGCAGCUUUAGAGAUCGGUUUAGGCUGAGACAUUGCGCCUGCCUUAGGUUGCUGACUUCUUUAUUUCAGAGCUCUGGAGACACCUAGUUUGAAAAAUGUUAUUCUGUUUUUGUGAGAACUAGUGAACAAGAAAAUACUCUUGAGUGAAAUGCAAUGUAUUUCUUUUGUAAUCAGUGCAUUUGAAAAUUCAAGCCAGCAUAUUCCUAGUAGAUGGAAGCAAAAUUUAUGUUGCCUUUGUAGAAAACCAAGAGCCUUUCUUCCAGCAAAAGUCCCUGCUGUAUGCAAUAGCCCUGAUUAACCCUCUCCCUUCUGCAUGUUUCCCAUGUUACAGACUUGAGACUGUCCUCAUUCCCAUAUGUAAUAGACAUCCAAAGAAUUUCAAUUGCUUUGUUGAACUUUUACUAAUGAUCUUGUUUUUAUUUUCUCUCUUGUUUUUGGUUUUUCACCAUUGAUAUUGUAUUUAGAAGGUUUCAGGUGGGUGAAACCUCCUAUUCCAUGCGUAAGGUGCCUCGCUGAAGGGAGCUCGAGGCCUGGAUCUAGGGCAGACACACACCUCCUCCUCUUCCAGCAAGGAACGCACCGAAAAGUCACAUGAUGAGAAAUAUGGUAACGGGUUUGUAACUGCCACAGCAAAACAAUUUGCCUCCAUGCCUGAAUCUUCUGUCUUGUGGCUUCAGAAACAGCUUAAAAUAAUUUUAUUUACAAGCAAGUUAUGUAAGAGAAUGUUUUAAACUAUAGCCACAAUUCUGUCAAAGAUAAGUAAAAGUUAAUUGAUAUUAAAAAUUAUUAGAUAAUUUACUAGUAAAAGCUUCUAACUCUUCUCGUUGUUCAUUUUUUUCCUUUUUUCUUCUUUGUUUGGAUUGCAGCAUUCUGCUCUUCUGAUGAUGCGCUGUGACCCUGCAGUAGCGCAAAGGCUGCGCAGCGUUAACGCGCAAUGCGUGCGAAUGAGCCCCUGUGAACGGUUGACUAGAUGAGUAAUCUGAUUGACUGGCUCCCUCAGCCCUAUUCUGUAGCCUUUUUGGAUAAAAUUGGGUUUUAACCUACCUCAAGUCCACCUAAUCUCAUUAAGCAAAUAUUCUCUAUGGGCCUGUCUAGUAGAUUAAUGGAUCUGGUUGGCCGUUUGCUGCGUCUAGGGGUAUUCUAUGUAGCGCAGCAGUUCGCAGCGAUUGCGCAGUGCGAUGCUGUUAGGUUGCGCAAGCGAUGUUUGCGCUCGCAUUACAGGGACCUCAACCUAGGUGCAAUCCUGUCAUAGGAGGUUUCAGCCUCAUCCCCCCUUGGGAGAUAGGGACAUCGCAAGGAUGUAACUUACACCCUGGUUUUAUCACUGACUUGGCAGAAAGACUUUUUUUUCUCAGUAGCACAGUUUUGAUGUUAGUGAGGAACAUUAUGGUUCAGAGCAGCACUUCCCAAAAUAUGUUUCAUAGUACCCAUUCUAACAAGAAAAUGCCCAGUGAAGGAAGAGGUCCACGGUCAGCUGAGAUCAGGGAACCCUGUAUAUACUAUUAAAGGCUCAGGGAAGUCCUGUAGUAAAGAAACCUAUUUUUGUCAUUUAUGUGAUCUUGAAAACCUCUUUUCCAGUGAUGCCUAUUAAUACCUUAGGGAACACACUUUGGGAAACGGGUUGAGGGAGUGACGGGAAAACUUGGCUUGAAGUGGCGCCCUCUAGAGACCAUUUGCAAACAUAACAAGUUCUUAGGUGUUCAGGUAAGAGAAGUCUAGCGUCAAGUCUUAAGGCAAUUGACUUCCCAGAAAAGUCCCAAUAUAAGGGUUGGUCACUGGUUGGCAGAACUGAACAUGGUGGUUUGCACUUGGGUUCUGGUGGCGCAGGCGCAGGAGCAGCCAGCUGUGGCAGCGCUUUAGUUUUGGCGCAAGCGAGCCUAUGCUGCAGGGUCACUUUUGACUGGUCAGAGAAGGAAUAAUGAUAUCACCUUCUUCCCCCUCCCCCAAUCUUUUUUUCCCUUUACAAAUUUCCCCCUUUCCCUUUACCUCCUUCCCCUCCCAUCUUCUUUCAUUAACCCCUCCUAAGGCAUGUUAUUUGAAAGCAAUUGAGACGCAACCGAACUUUGCAGUAGCUUGGAGUAAUCUUGGCUGUGUUUUCAAUGCACAAGGAGAAAUUUGGCUUGCAAUUCAUCAUUUUGAAAAGGCUGUCACUCUCGAUCCCAAUUUUCUGGAUGCUUAUAUCAAUUUAGGAAAUGUCUUGAAAGAGGCACGGAUUUUUGACAGAGCUGUGGCAGCUUACCUUCGUGCUCUAAGCUUGAGUCCAAAUCAUGCAGUGGUGCACGGCAACCUGGCUUGUGUAUACUAUGAGCAAGGCCUAAUAGAUCUGGCAAUAGACACCUACAGGCGAGCUAUUGAACUGCAACCACAUUUCCCCGAUGCUUACUGCAACCUAGCCAAUGCUCUCAAAGAGAAGGGCAGUGUUGCUGAAGCAGAAGAUUGCUAUAAUACAGCUCUCCGGCUGUGCCCCACCCAUGCCGACUCGCUGAAUAACCUAGCCAAUAUCAAACGAGAACAGGGAAACAUUGAAGAGGCAGUUCGCUUGUAUCGGAAAGCAUUAGAAGUCUUCCCAGAGUUUGCUGCUGCCCAUUCAAAUUUAGCAAGUGUACUGCAGCAGCAGGGAAAACUGCAGGAAGCUCUGAUGCAUUAUAAGGAGGCUAUUCGAAUCAGUCCCACCUUUGCUGAUGCCUACUCUAAUAUGGGGAACACGCUAAAGGAGAUGCAGGACGUCCAGGGAGCCUUGCAGUGUUACACUCGGGCCAUUCAGAUUAACCCUGCAUUUGCAGAUGCCCACAGCAAUCUGGCUUCUAUUCACAAGGAUUCAGGAAAUAUUCCAGAAGCAAUAGCUUCUUACCGCACUGCUCUGAAAUUGAAACCUGAUUUUCCGGAUGCUUAUUGCAACUUGGCUCAUUGCCUGCAGAUUGUCUGUGAUUGGACAGACUAUGAUGAGCGAAUGAAGAAGUUGGUCAGCAUUGUGGCUGACCAGUUAGAGAAGAACAGGCUGCCCUCUGUGCAUCCUCAUCAUAGUAUGCUGUAUCCUCUUUCUCAUGGCUUCAGGAAGGCCAUUGCUGAGAGGCACGGGAACCUCUGCUUGGAUAAGAUUAAUGUCCUUCAUAAACCACCAUAUGAACAUCCAAAGGACUUGAAGCUCAGUGAUGGUCGACUGCGUGUGGGCUAUGUGAGUUCUGACUUUGGGAAUCAUCCUACUUCUCACCUCAUGCAGUCUAUUCCAGGCAUGCACAAUCCUGAUAAAUUUGAGGUGUUCUGUUACGCUCUGAGCCCAGAUGAUGGCACAAACUUCCGGGUGAAGGUGAUGGCAGAAGCCAAUCAUUUCAUUGAUCUCUCUCAGAUUCCAUGCAAUGGAAAAGCAGCCGAUCGCAUCCAUCAGGAUGGUAUACACAUUCUUGUAAAUAUGAAUGGUUAUACCAAGGGUGCUCGAAAUGAACUCUUUGCUCUCAGGCCAGCUCCUAUUCAGGCAAUGUGGCUGGGAUACCCCGGAACAAGUGGGGCGCUUUUCAUGGAUUAUAUCAUCACAGAUCAGGAAACCUCACCAGCUGAAGUGGCUGAGCAGUAUUCUGAGAAAUUAGCUUAUAUGCCCCAUACUUUCUUUAUCGGUGAUCAUGCUAAUAUGUUUCCUCAUCUGAAGAAAAAGGCAGUCAUCGAUUUCAAGUCCAACGGGCACAUUUAUGACAAUCGGAUUGUUCUGAAUGGCAUCGACCUCAAAGCAUUUCUUGAUAGUUUACCAGAUGUGAAAAUUGUCAAGAUGAAAUGUCCUGAAGGAGGAGACAAUGCAGACAGCAGUAACACAGCUCUUAAUAUGCCAGUUAUUCCUAUGAAUACUAUUGCAGAAGCAGUUAUUGAAAUGAUUAACAGAGGACAAAUUCAGAUAACAAUUAAUGGAUUCAGUAUUAGCAACGGACUGGCAACUACACAGAUCAACAAUAAGGCUGCCACUGGAGAGGAGGUUCCCCGCACCAUUAUUGUAACCACACGUUCUCAGUACGGGUUACCAGAAGAUGCCAUCGUGUAUUGUAACUUUAAUCAGUUGUAUAAAAUUGACCCUUCUACUUUGCAGAUGUGGGCAAAUAUUCUGAAGCGUGUUCCCAAUAGUGUGCUGUGGCUGUUGCGUUUUCCAGCAGUAGGAGAACCUAAUAUCCAACAGUAUGCACAAAACAUGGGCCUUCCCCAGAACCGUAUCAUUUUUUCACCUGUUGCUCCUAAAGAGGAACAUGUCAGGAGAGGCCAGCUGGCAGAUGUCUGCCUGGACACCCCACUCUGUAACGGGCAUACCACAGGCAUGGAUGUCCUGUGGGCUGGGACACCUAUGGUGACUAUGCCAGGAGAAACUCUGGCUUCUCGAGUAGCAGCUUCCCAGCUCACUUGUUUAGGUUGUCUGGAGCUUAUUGCUAAAAAUAGACAAGAAUAUGAAGAUAUAGCUGUGAAACUGGGAACCGACCUAGAAUACCUGAAGAAAAUUCGUGGCAAAGUCUGGAAACAGAGAAUAUCUAGCCCUCUGUUUAACACCAAACAAUACACAAUGGAACUAGAGCGGCUCUAUCUACAGAUGUGGGAGCAUUAUGCAGCUGGCAACAAACCCGAUCACAUGAUUAAGCCUGUCGAAGUCACUGAGUCGGCCUAACUAAAGACUGUGCACAGGAGAAUUAGCCCUCUACCUGAGCCUCAACCUUCGGGGGAAAGGGAACUAGAAAAUGGACUUUUUACUUAUCUGUAUAGCAUCGUGUUAAAGAUGAAUGACAAAUGAUGAGCAUAGAAUAGCACAGCCGGAGUUGCUUUGUGCUUGAUAGGGAGAGACCCACGAGCUGGAAACUGCUGUUCUACAAGGAAUCUCCAUAGAAUUUUGCAGCAACCAGGCGGUGCAUAGGUCUGGAAGGUCUUCUCUCCCUUGGUCUUCCGCGGGAUGGUUAGUGUGGAGGGGAGACCUAGACUGUCCAGCCGUUCUUGUGAUUCCGUGGCUUGAUUGAGUCUUCUGAAUUAAUUUUUUCUUUAUAUUUUGGGUAUUGGAGUUUUUAAAAAUGUUUGGUUUCAGGUGUUUUUAUUCAUGUGAAGUACAUAUGAUUCUCUUGAGAUAAGGUUUUAGGCUAAAAUGUUGCUCCUCGUUUUAGUUUCAGAACUCAAUCGAUUAAUGGGAACUUUGCUGGUGUAGUCUUUUUAUAGGUUUUAUAAACCACUUGAGCCUAUAUCAGUCGUUUGAGUGUCUGACCUGAUGUUUGGAGCUAUCAGUGCUUUGUUGGUUUAGAUGGUGACUCUUUUUUUUUUUUUUUUUUUCUGGUCCAUUUCCUUCCCCUCCCCAUAGUACUUUAAAAUUUCUCCUGUAACUCAGCUAACAAAACCAAGUCUGAUGCAGAAUAUCCCAGAGUGUUUCUCUGAAACACAUUAUCUGGUGCCAAAUGAAAAUUCAUAGGAAUGAUUACUAAUUAUGAAGGGCACAGUUGUGGUACUGUCAUUGAUGAUAAUAAUAAUAAUGUGUGUUUUUUUGGCCUAGUUUUCACCUAUUUCAGCAGUGUUUUAUCUUCUUCGACUGCCCCUCUAUGCUAUUGCCAGAGUGAUAGUGUGUAAUAAGAUAUAUUUACCUUUCUUUCUAAGGUUUGCUUUUUUUUUUAAAGUGAGUCCUGUUCUUCCUAGUUCUGUCAGCAGAAAUGAAAUCCCAGGUAAGUAUAAGUAUUCAAAUAUUUGAUCAGUAAGUUAAAGUUAUUUGUGACUAUGUUAAAUAACUUUCAUCAAAACACAUUCUAGGUAAAAAGCACUGAAGGACCAGCUAUGUGUACGAAUCAUUGUUUUUCAGACCUUCUAGGAAUUAUGUAAUAACUGUCUUGUGGACUUUGGUCUUGAAGUCGUAUAUACUCGGGCUCAGCAGUAGCGAACUGUACUGCUGCUUGGUUUGGAGUACAAAUUAGACUAGGCCACCUGGAGCUUGAUUUUUAAAACAUAGGAAUGAAAUUAUUGAAUUUCAACAGAGGAUUGAGGACUCGAGGCUUAAACAAACCAACAUAUGAAUAUGUUUUGUCUUGCUGUACUGCACUUACGCUAUCCAGUAACAGAUAAUUUUUUGUCUGCUAGUAGUGUUCUAGAUUAUAGUGUCUUUCCAAAGCACUGAGGCAGUGUACCUAUUCCGUAGUUGCAGCUGAUGCCUGAAUGUAUCCUAGCUGACAAAUUAUUAAUAAGAACUUGAAUUUCUGAAAGUCUUACUGUUAACCAAAAUCUGAGCAAGGAGUCUCAAGUAUAAUUCUUAGCCAGAAUUAUGUGUUAAUGAACUGUGUAUCUUUUAACGGCGUGAAUCAAGGAACAUCACUUUAGGGAGUUUCUUAAUUUAUUUUUUACCUGAUUGAAAUACUAGUUAAAAAGGUUGCCAGCAUGAUUGCAGAUAAAGUGAUAUUUGCAAUUCACCAAACUACUUAACGUGGAAUAGGAUGAUAUACUUCUAGUGCCCUCAAGGCUGCGGCCUUCCAGCCCUUUCACAUAGCACAUCAUUCCUCCUAUAGGGAUGACUUUUUUCCUGGCACGAAAAGUAGCCGCUCUGGUUAAAGCUUUGCUUAUUGUAACAGGCUUUGGUUUCCAGGUAACAUGUCUAUGGGAGACUAAUUAUGAAUAGAGAUAUAGAUAUUACUGGAAACGAAUUGUUUUUUUCUAUUAUGCUA
Messenger RNA from Phyllostomus discolor (pale spear-nosed bat), 7995 nucleotides. RefSeq names its product O-linked N-acetylglucosamine (GlcNAc) transferase (gene OGT). Gene Ontology annotation, biological process: protein O-linked glycosylation. Lineage: Eukaryota; Metazoa; Chordata; Mammalia; Chiroptera; Phyllostomidae. Gene Ontology annotation, molecular function: protein N-acetylglucosaminyltransferase activity; protein binding. The record is from RefSeq and is a predicted model, not a curated record.